Molecule: messenger RNA, 5567 nt
Organism: Apis cerana (Asiatic honeybee)
Lineage: Eukaryota; Metazoa; Arthropoda; Insecta; Hymenoptera; Apidae
Gene: MICAL-like
Product: MICAL-like protein
Molecular function (GO): protein binding
Source: RefSeq, a predicted model, not a curated record
AUAUAAAUAAAGUUAUCAAAAUAUCACAAGUUUAUUUUUAUUUUGAGAAAUUCAUAUAAUAUAAAAUAUUAUAAUAUAAAAAUUUUUUUGAUUUUCAUAUUUCCUUUGUGAAUAUUUGUUAUACUUACAUACGACAUUAAGUGGCAAACAGAAGGAUCGAAACUGUUGGUGGAAGCAGAAACAGGUCAUGCGAAUGACCAGGAUAUUGAAAUGACUCUCAAAAGUUGUAUUUACGAUUAAAUAAAGAAAAUGAUAUCGAGAUUACCUCAUGGUCUCAAAUGAAUCCUGGUCUCGAAUCAUGUGGCGCAGCAAUACUGAACGGUGGUCCGGAACGAUUCCAAGGAACAAGUAUGCAGGUGUUUACAUGCGCAUGUAUUGUACGCAUAUCUAUAUACACAAAAUCUUUUAAGCGUUUGUAAUUGAAAAACUGAAAUGUAAUUUUAUAAUCUUCAAUUUUUAUUUUAUAAUAUCCCAGAUCGCAGUAAAAUUGCUUAACCGUUGAAUUAUUUUUUUCUCACGUCCUUUAAGAUAAGACAACGCACAGUUUAGGAAUUUCGAAUGGUAACAAAAGUGUGACCUCACACCGCAUGAAAUCUAUAUACUUUUGUUUAUAUUUCAUUGCAGAGUCGCUUUGUGAGACUCGAAAGACAAAUUAUUUUUCCAUUGUUUAUAAAUUUAUGAAACAAGAUUUAAAAGAUUUUGACGAUAAAUAAAUUAAAAAUAUAUAAAAUGAGUGAAAAACGAGGCACAAAAGCAUUAGAAUUGUGGUGCCGUCGAAUAACCGAAGGUUAUCCUGAUGUAAAUGUACAAAAUAUGACAACUUCUUGGAAGGAUGGCCUCGCAUUUUGUGCGAUGAUUCACCAUUUCCGGCCUGAUCUCAUUGACUUUGACAAUUUAGACAAGAAUGACGUGUAUGGGAACAAUGAAUUGGCUUUUAGAGUCGCGGAACAACAUCUUGGAAUCCCAGCACUUUUAGACGCAGAAGACAUGGCUUCCUGUGCUGUACCUGACCGAUUAUCAAUUCUUACUUAUCUUUCGCAAUUUUAUCAGACUUUUAGCGGUUCAUCACCAACACGACAUCCAGUGAGUAGAACGACUGAAACCACAGAGGAAAGAAUCACGCAAGUGCCUGAAUCUCCAAAAGAAAAGGAGGCGUCGUAUCUGGGUAUGCGGAAAGAUCGCUGCGUUGUAUGCGGACUCCCUAUUUUCUUAGCGGAAAAAUUGGUACUCGCUCGUGUCGCUUAUCACCGUACCUGCUUUCGUUGCGCUCGAUGUAACAAUCAAUUGACUAUUGGUAAUUAUUACGAAACCGAAGAAGGACAAUAUUGCUGCGAAACAUGUCCGGAUGAAGAAAUUCCGGUAUCCAUAACGCGAAAUUGCGAUGAAUCUUCGCAAUUUAGUAGAGUUGAAAAAAACAAGAUUGAUUCGAAUUAUCAACAAUUUCUUAGCGAUGAAAAACAUAUAGAUAAAAGAAUAUUUAGUCUCGAUCCCGUUAACAAAUUGAAUCAUCAAGAUCGUAUCGUCCCUGAUUUACUGGCACAAACUUCUCGAUUACGUUUUAAUUUCAUAUCGAAUCAAUUGUUGUUCGAAGAGGAUGAACAAAAAUUUCUCGUCAAUAAUACGAAUACAACGAAUGAUAAUCAAAGCAAUUUCGAUCGUAGCACAAAUUUCACAUCUUCGACUAACCAUAAAUCCGAAAGCGAAAAUGAUGAAAAUAACGAACUCGAUUCUUCGAAACUAGAAUCGAGUUUGAUUUCUUUGAAAUUAGAAUCCGUUGACAAGGAAAAUAUAACAAAGACGAACGACUACGACGAUUACUACGUCGAAUCAAGUACCAACGAACAAGAUGAAAAAAAAUCUGUCAAUUCGUUUCAAUUCGAUUCAGUUACGGAUAAAUCAUCUUGUGAAUCUAAGGAUAAAAAAUUAAUAGAUCAAUCCGUUGAACGUAUUCAACGUGAUAAGAAUACCUCUUCUAUAAUCGAAAAAACAAUCAGGAUUUUUGACAAGACGAGGCAAGAUGAAAUUAAAAUGUACAAUAACGAAGAUCGAGAUAUCGAAACGCUAAAUAGGAAGAUACAAAUGGAGGAAUACGACGUAAUAGGGAAAAGUGAAAAAAAUUCGAAGAUAAAUCCAGAUGCAACCAAGACCAUCAUCGGUCAAAAUACUGCUUUAAAAGAUAACAUCAUAAACGUUGAAACAAACGGUUCCACGCAAAUGGAUACUUUCGAACAAUCGUUACCACAUGCGACCGAAAUUAAUGAAAAUUUAUCAAUUCUUUCGGAUUCAUGCAGGGAAUUUGAAACAUGUACAACGAUUGCUACAAACAUAAAUUCUAAUCUAAACGAAGAUUAUCCUGAAGAUUUGAAUCCCUUUAAGAGCGACGAAGAAGAAGAAGAACAAGAAGAAGAAGAAGAAAAAGAAGAAGAAGAAAUAGAAGAAGAAGAAGAAGAAGAAGAAGAAGAAGAAAAUUCUGACAAAUAUAUGACAAUUAUGAAUACUAUAGAAAAUAGUAAAAUUUUGACAAAUCCAUUCGAAAAUGAAGAAGAAAUAAAAAGAAAAGAAAUUAUUCCGCCGAGACCAGCGAUCAGAUCUAAUUUUAACGGUAAUACAGUUAACCGACAAUUUUCCAAAGAAAGGCCAACAAAAAGACGUUUAGCCGCACCACAAAUUAAUUUAAAUCCAUUUUGGAGCGACGAAGAUGAUCAUAAUAGCGAUUUGGAAUCUAAAGAAAAAACAUGUGAAACGAUGCCUACACCUAAACCACGCACAAUUAAACACGAUGAGGGGAUAAAUGUAACCGAACAACAAGAAUCAAGCCAAAAUCAUCAUCAUUCGCGCAUAUCGAGUAAUCUAAGAAGUCCAGAAUCAAAUAUACGCAUUGGAGGAACUUAUAGAAAAAAGAAACCGGCUCCAUUACCACCUACGAAAAAGGAAUCGUGUCUUUCCGAUCAACCUUCCAUGUCCAAAGAAUCAUGCGUACACGUAACACCUAAGAUGCGUAAAACGAAGCCAGCUCCACCACCACCACCACCACCACUACCAUCAGCAGCAUCAUCAUCAUCAUCACCAACAGUUCUAGCAACAUCUAAUUACGAAGGAUCUUCUAUAAAUCGAUGUAACGCGUGGGAAGAUCAAAAGACUAAUAAAGAUGAGACAAAUAGAAAUAGACAGAGUUUCACGCACAUGUCAUGCGAAGAAAAUUUCCAUUAUAUGUCAUAUUUAGAUAAAAGUAUGGAAGGAAAAUGGAAAAGAAAGAAAGGACCUGCUCCACCAUGUCCAAUACCACAUAAAAGAAAGAUAAAGGUAAUGUCCCUUAAGGAUGUUAAAUUGGAGUUGGAUGAAAUAGAAGUGCAACAGCAAGGAUUGGAAAAGCAAGGUGUACGAUUGGAACAAUUGAUAAGAAGUAAAUGCGAAUCCGGAUCCAGAACCGAUAAUAUUUCUCUUGGAACCGACGUAGAAGAAUUGGUUUUAGAGUUAUUUACUUUGGUAAACGAGAAAAACGAGUUAUUCAGGCGACAAGCUGAAUUAAUGUUGUUGCGAAGACAACAAAGAUUAGAAGAAGAACAUGCAGAGGUUGAAUAUCAAAUUCGAUGUUUAAUGAUGCAACACGAUUCGACCAAAACGGAUUUUGACAAACAAAGAGAAGAAGCAUUGAUACAAAGGUUGGUAGAAAUUGUAGAAAGACGCAACGAAAUCGUCGAUUGUUUAGAAAUGGAUCGUCGUAGAGAAAUGGAAGAAGACUGGAGCAUCCAUCAUCAUAUGGAUUUGUUCGUUGCCAAAAACAAGAACGAAUCAUCGUUGUGUAACGACACGGAUACGAUAACCGAGAAGAAGAAACGAAAACAAAAUAAACAAAAGGAGAAGAUAAAAGAGAAAAAGCUGAAAAAAAUAUCGAAGAAAGAUAUCGAUAAGGACGUGGAUGAGAUCGAAUUAACGCUUAAACGACACACAAAGCGAAAAUGGUUUUAACUUGUAUCGAUGCGCGUAAUCGAUAUAUUUAUAAAUCGUAUCGUAUAAAUUUAUAGAAAAUCGUUAACAUAAAUUAAGUUAUUCGUAACAUAAGUUAUCUUUGAAGAGACGCGCCCGGAACUUUUCACAGUCGAAAUCGGUCCGUCAAGCAUGUCACGACGGAGAGACUCCGAAACUAUCCGUGUUAAUCUCGAAAGAUCGACGAUCGAUCGUGAAAUAUGCCGUACACGGUGAGAUUUGGAAUCGCUUCGCGAUUAUUAAUCUCGAUAUUAUUGUUACUUCGUUAUCGAAUCUCCGCUCUGUACAAAGUAUACUCACAUAACAAGAUUCGUCACUCGAUCUCGAGACGAAUCUCAUCUCGUUUAAGUUUAUUUACUUAUCACGCUACUGAUUUAGAAAGUGAAAGGAUAACACGAAAAUCGAGACGAUCACCCCGAGGACUUAUCGUAUAAAUUACCGAUAAAAAAAUAUCACCUCGAGGAUCAUAGAGAAGAAGAGUUUACGUCAUAAAACAAAUACAUGUCGUUCAUUUACCGCAACAAUGAUAUAAGAUGAAAAUUAUUAGAAACGAGAUGAGAAAAUGAGUAAAAAUGAGUUUCAAUUCUUGUAAAAAAUUCCGUUAGAACUCGAACUUGAAAAUUAUGAAAAUCUUACCGAUGAAAUUCUACUACUAGUAAUAAAAAGUACGGACAAAAAAGAAUAGUACAUUUUAUAUCGAAAAUAACUAAAAAUUGGCAAACGUUUUCAAUUAUGUUAUCGUUGCAGCUAUAUAAUAAGCGACAUGAUUUUUUUUUUACAAAGUUUAUAACAAUACACUUAAACGCUUCGUGUAAUAUUUCAGAUGUACAAUUUUAAUUAAAUGUAAUUACAUAUUCUUUAUGUAUACCAUUAUAUAUAACGUUUGUGUCAAAUUAUUAAUAAUACGGUUACAUAUACGUAUUAAAAAAUAAAUUUCUACUAAAAAUUAUAUUUCGAGAGCAAAGAUCACAUCGAAGAAUUAGAAAAACCGAAUGAAAUUUACAUUCAAAUUUAUAUCGUAAUUAUUUAAAAAUUAAUUCAAUUAUAAUCGAAAAAAUUUUGAAGACUUUAAUACGAUAUACACGUAAUAAAUCCCGUCCAUAAGUGGCCGGACACUUAAGAUAGCGAUUUUAUACCAUGAAACGAUUCGUAUCACGAAAUAAAAUUAAUAUUUAUUACGCACAUAUAUCAUGCGGAGCUCAAGAGUUUAUCGCCUAGAAGGAAUGCGGAUCUAAUCGGUCGAAACCAUUCUUUUAUUUUAGCUUCGAAGGAUAUAUCGCAUAAUUAAGUAAGUUAUUUUUUUUUGGCAAUAAAGAUGAAGAAGAAUCAUAUCCAUUAAUUCGAUGCGUAAAGGAAAAAGAAGUAAAAGGAGUAAGAGCAAGUAAGAUAGAGAAACAUAUUCGCCGAUAUUUCAAAUAUCGGCGAAAAUAUCAAAAGCAAGGAUAAGCGAACCUCUUUUGUCCUUAUGCCGUCCCAACGUCAAAUUCCUGAGUUCCGCACAGUAUUAUAACGUUAAAAAUAUGUCAAAUAUGUCAAAUUAUACGUCAAAAAUCUUAAUAAAAAUAAAUAUAUAUAAUUAA